GUUCUUGUGCCUUUGGUGUUAAAUAGAGGUGGAGAAAAAGCCAGCGCUCUCAUUUGCAAGAGCUGAGUGCCAGGAUAAGAGAUCCUGAUAUUUUGGAGAUUUACUGGAUUUUUGGAGAAAUUAUACAGGAUCAAAGGUUCAGGAGUGUGCAGUGAGGACGUGUGUGUUUUUAGUUAUGACGAACCCUUAUGCACACACUAUUGAGCCUCUGGACCCCCAGAAGCCCGACCACAAGUUCUUCAACCUUAAAAAGCUCGGAGACCCCAGAUAUGACCAGCUUCCCUUCUCCAUCCGUGUGCUGCUGGAGUCUGCGGUGAGGAACUGUGAUGGGUUCCUGGUGAAGAAGGACGAUGUGGAGAAAAUCCUCAACUGGAAAGUGACGCAGAGUCAGACCGUGGAGGUGCCUUUCAGACCGGCUCGCGUCAUCUUGCAAGACUUCACGGGAGUUCCUGCAGUGGUUGACUUUGCAGCCAUGCGUGAUGCAGUGAAGAAACUACAAGGCGACCCUGAGAAGAUCAAUCCAGUCUGUCCGGCAGACCUUGUCAUAGAUCAUUCCAUUCAGGUUGACUUCAACAGGAAGUCUGACAGUCUUCAGAAAAACCAAGACCUUGAAUUCGAAAGGAACAGGGAGCGAUUUGAGUUUUUAAAGUGGGGUUCUAAAGCAUUCCGGAACAUGCGGAUCAUUCCUCCGGGAUCAGGAAUUGUCCAUCAGGUCAAUCUGGAAUACCUGGCCAGGGUCGUGUUUGAGCAGGACGGUUACUAUUACCCAGACAGUCUGGUGGGAACCGACUCCCACACUACCAUGAUUGAUGGGUUGGGAGUGCUGGGCUGGGGUGUUGGAGGUAUUGAGGCAGAAGCGGUCAUGUUGGGUCAGCCGAUCAGCAUGGUGCUGCCAGAGGUCAUUGGCUACAAACUACAGGGGACACCCGACAAAUAUAUCACCUCCACUGACAUCGUGCUUACUGUCACCAAGCAUUUGCGGCAAGUUGGUGUUGUUGGAAAAUUUGUGGAGUUUUUUGGCCCUGGUGUUGCCCAGCUGUCUAUCGCUGACCGCGCCACCAUCGCCAACAUGUGCCCUGAGUAUGGAGCCACCGCUGCCUUCUUCCCUGUAGACCAGAUCAGCAUUCAGUAUCUGAAACAGACGGGGAGGGACACAGAGAAGCUGAGUUACAUAGAAAAGUAUCUGAAAGCAGUGGGUAUGUUCAGAGACUACAGCAACACCGCUCAAGAUCCACAGUUCACUCAGGUUGUUGAGUUGGACCUCAGUACGGUCGUCCCCUGCUGCAGUGGUCCCAAGCGGCCGCAGGACAGAGUGUCUGUAUCAGAGAUGAAGCAGGACUUUGAAACGUGUUUAGGGGCCAAGCAAGGCUUUAAAGGAUUCCAGGUGGCUCCUGAGCGUCAUAAUGUUCAAGUGUCAUUCGAGUAUAACGGAGCAGAUUAUUCACUCUCUCACGGAUCCGUAGUCAUCGCAGCUAUUACCAGCUGUACCAACACCAGUAACCCCUCAGUCAUGCUGGGAGCAGGUCUCUUGGCACAGAAAGCUGUAAAGGCUGGUCUCAGCGUGAAACCAUACAUAAAGACCAGUCUGUCUCCAGGCAGUGGUGUGGUCACAUACUACCUUAAAGAGAGCGGUGUCAUGGAUUUUCUCUCACAAUUAGGUUUUGAGGUUGUUGGUUACGGCUGCAUGACCUGCAUUGGAAACAGUGGACCCCUUCCAGAGCAGGUUGUAGAGGCAAUAACUCAGGGUGAUUUGGUUGCUGCGGGUGUCCUGUCUGGAAACAGAAACUUUGAGGGUCGUGUCCAUCCCAACACGCGCGCCAAUUACCUGGCCUCUCCUCCUCUGGUCAUUGCCUAUGCUAUAGCCGGCACAGUGAGAAUAGAUUUUGAAAAAGAGCCUUUAGCUGUGAAUGCUCAGGGUAAAGAGGUUUUCCUGAGGGACAUCUGGCCCACACGGGAGGAAAUUCAGGCGGUGGAGAGACAGUUUGUCAUUCCUGCCAUGUUUAAGGAGGUCUAUGAGAAAGUUGAGAAAGUUAAUGAACGCUGGAACUCCCUGAAAGCUCCUUCUGACAAGCUGUAUACCUGGAAUACCAAUUCUACUUACAUAAAAUCCCCACCUUUCUUUGAUGGACUGACCCGGGAGCUGCAGACACCAAAGUCCAUAACAGACGCGUAUGUACUGCUCAAUUUGGGAGAUUCUGUCACCACGGACCACAUCUCGCCCGCUGGAAACAUUGCUCGUAACAGUUCUGCUGCACGCUACCUAACUAGCCGCGGACUCACCCCGAGAGAGUUUAACUCGUAUGGCUCUCGUCGAGGGAAUGAUGCAGUCAUGGCUCGAGGCACGUUUGCCAACAUCCGCCUUUUUAACAAGUUUAUAAACAAGCAAGCACCAUCUACCAUCUACCUUCCUACUGGGGAGACGAUGGAUGUGUUUGAUGCUGCAGAGAAAUAUCAGCAGGCUGCUCAUCCUCUCUUGAUUCUGGCUGGCAAAGAGUAUGGAUCAGGAAGCUCUAGAGAUUGGGCGGCUAAAGGGCCCUUCCUGCUGGGCAUCAAAGCUGUACUGGCAGAGAGUUACGAGCGUAUUCAUCGCAGUAAUCUGGUUGGGAUGGGCAUCAUCCCUCUGGAGUAUCUGCCGGGUGACAACGCUGAAAGCCUCGGGCUUACUGGCCGCGAGCGAUACACUGUGAUCAUUCCCCCACAGCUCACGCCCAGAAUGACUGUGGACAUCAAGUUGGACACAGGCAAAACAUUUCAGGCUAAGAUGAGGUUUGACACAGACGUGGAGCUCACUUACUUCCACCAUGGCGGCAUCCUCAACUACAUGAUCCGCAAGAUGUCCGAAAACUAAGAUGAGGAAACGACCCCCUCUUCAGGACGUUCCACUCGAAACGCACAUAUUAUCCACCAUCUGGAUGCUAGUUUUGUCCCAUCAGUGUUUUUGUUUUUCUUUUAGGAACCAUCUAAACUGUUGUUUUAAGUGUACUGUAAUGUUCGCUGUCAACAUCAAAAUAUGACGCAUAAUGUUACGUGAUACAAAACUCUCCAAAUCAGUAGUGUUUGAUUCUGAUGCUGUAGAUGAUGAUUAUAUGAGCUUGGUGGAAGUGGGAUUGACGGGGAAGUUUGAAAGCAUUACAUGUCAUCAAUACGUUUAACCUUCUCCGUUCUAAUCCUACCUCACUUGUAAUGGUUAUGCAUUACCUGUAAUUAACUUUAGACUGAAAUACAGAAGAAAAUGUAGUUUAAAACAAAUAUGGAUAAAAAUAUCAGAUAAAUCCCUUUAACAGCUGUCGAACAUCUUAUGAAAGUGCCUGUAUUUUCACAUUUUGUGUAUAAUUGCUUGAAAAGCCUGUGCAUGUAUCAUUCCAGUUUUUAUUUCUUACGCAUCUGUGUUUGCAUUCCUGUGCAAAGUGACUGAAAACAAAAUCCAUCCGAUUUCACUCCUUGCCUGUGAAGCGUAAUGACGUGGUGCUUGGAAACAGGUGUGUUUGCUGAUCUGAGUAAAAUGUGAGAUGUUGCUGUACUCGAUUUCAGAUGCAUUCGCUCUACUGUAUUGUGGAAACUGUAUGUCAAAGCACAGAGAGAGUGAAAACGGGAGACCUGAACUCUGCUUCAGGGUGAAUUCAUAUUUAAAAUGUUUAGUAUGUCGAAGAAAAAGAGUGAUUAUAAGACUUUCAUCUGUCAGAGUCUUCAUCUUUCUUUUUAAAAAAUGACAACUGUCAUUAAGUCAUUAUGGUGGUUUUUGAAAGUCAUAAUAUGGAAGCCCACCUAAAGGGUUUCAGUUUAUUCCAGUGCAAAUGAGUUCUUUUAUAUAAUGUGGAGCUUAACUGAAAUGCAUUACUGUCAGCAAUCUUUAGCGAUUUUUGUAAAACAGCCGUUCUUAUACUUCAGGAGUCAGACUGAUUGACCUCUAUUUUAAGAAAAACACUCACAUCUAUAGUUUUUGUGGAAACAAAAAUAAAUGUUUAUUGGAAUAUUUUCA
Labeo rohita (rohu) is the source of this 3979-nucleotide messenger RNA. It is a transcript of the gene aco1, whose product is annotated as aconitase 1, soluble. The record is from RefSeq and is a predicted model, not a curated record. Gene Ontology annotation, biological process: citrate metabolic process; tricarboxylic acid cycle. Bases 176 to 2848 code for a protein of 890 amino acids. Gene Ontology annotation, molecular function: iron-responsive element binding; aconitate hydratase activity; 4 iron, 4 sulfur cluster binding. Gene Ontology annotation, cellular component: mitochondrion; cytosol. NCBI's taxonomy places the organism in Eukaryota, Metazoa, Chordata, Actinopteri, Cypriniformes, Cyprinidae. The transcript has 21 exons.